Ochlerotatus camptorhynchus is the source of this 3363-nucleotide messenger RNA. It is a transcript of the gene YL-1, whose product is annotated as Vacuolar protein sorting-associated protein YL-1. Gene Ontology annotation, biological process: chromatin remodeling; regulation of DNA-templated transcription. Gene Ontology annotation, molecular function: ATP-dependent H2AZ histone chaperone activity. The transcript has 4 exons. Bases 94 to 1248 code for a protein of 384 amino acids. Lineage: Eukaryota; Metazoa; Arthropoda; Insecta; Diptera; Culicidae. Gene Ontology annotation, cellular component: nucleus. The record is from RefSeq and is a predicted model, not a curated record.
ACAUGCUCCCAUGUUAGUUUUCCAACAAAAUAAUUGAUGAUACUUAUAUUUGAUGUGUGAUACCUAAUUCAACUAGAGAAACAUAGCUUCAGAAUGGCAGCAGCUCGCGAACGUCGCUCGAAUGCAGGUAACCGCAUUGCUAAACUCCUGGACGAAGAAGAGGACGAAUUUUACAAAACAUCGUAUGGAGGAUUUAGUGAAACUGCCGAUGAUCGUGAUUAUAUUCAGAGAAACGACGAUGAGGAGGAUAUCAUCGAUUCAGACUUCAGUAUAGAUGAAAAUGACGAGCCGGUUUCGGAUCAGGAGGAGGAAGCGCCUAAACGGAGGAAAAAAGUUGUCACAAAAGCGUACAAAGAACCGGUCAAGAAGAAAACUCCCGUCAAAGCUACCAAGGAAGCGAAGCACAAACCCGAGCGGCAAAAAUCACCCAAAAAGAAAGACAAAUGUACCUUUACGGUGUUGGACUCGGGUCGAAAGUCGUUCCGUAAAUCCACUGCAGCUAAGACCGCUGCCACUCAGAGUCGCAUGAAGCAGCGGGUUGAAGCGGAGAAACGUAAGCCGAAGGUUGUUAAAGUGGAAGAAUACAUACCUACGCAAGAGGAAUUGUUAGAGGAAACGGAGAUUACCGAGAAGGAAAAUCUAAAGUCACUCGAAACAUUUCGCAAAAUGGAGCUGGAGAAGAAGAAAACUCGACCCACAAAACGAGUUUUCACGGGUCCUAUAGUAAAAUACCAAUCGUUUACCAUGCCAUUGGUUGAGGAAGUUUCUCCUAACAAGAGUGCUUCAUCGGAAUCUCCGACCAAAAUGGAAGUCGAUGAUUUGGAGGAAACUAAAGAGAAAAGUAUUAAAGAAAAACAGCGCAAAGGUAAAAGGACGUCAUCCAAAGUAGAAGUCAGGGGACGAUGCGAACGUACCUUUAUUACGUUUGACAAUGACAUAGACGAUACCCUGUUUAGUAGCUACUUUCCCAAACCAUUGAAGCGGGAAAGACGUAGCCAGAUUUGCGCCAUAACUCGUCUUCCAGCGCGAUAUUUUGAUCCGGUUACUCAGCUGCCCUACCGGAACCUGCAGGCAUUUAAAAUUCUGCGUGAGGCAUACUACCAACAGUUGGAGGAUAGGGGUAAUCCGGAGAAUCUGGAUGUCAGUAAGUGGCUCGAUUGGCGUAAAAAGAUCAAGGAAUUUCGCCUGAAGAGUUUGAACAAAAAUAGCUCACUCCUCGGUAUGAUCUCUUCCACGGGAAAUACAUAAAUUUAGGAUACGCGAUUAAAAAUGUUGAUAGUCUUUUUUUGAAUAGGAUCGAAUGAAAUUUAUGUCAUCGUAAGUACCUACCUAGGUAAUUAUAAAUUGUAGUUUAACUUCAAACACCUAUAUUUUUUUUUCAAAAGGGCUUGCGUACACAUAAAAGCAUGACCUAUAAUUAUCUUCUUUUGGUUAGAACAUUCACACAAGAACAAAUACUGGUACAUACAAGUUUUAUUAUUUCUCACUAUUGUGCAUAACAUAUUCAACGUCAACAGUUAUUCUUCUGCUCUAUCACAUUAAAAUCAGACUAUCAUGAUGUUAUGCUAGGGAUUAUUAUUGUGUAUCAUUCCAGUGUAUCAUUUUGUAUUUCAUACAGUUACCUCCUGCAGUUGCCUGUGCAGUUUUAAUGUGAGUGUCCCUAUAGACAGGUUGCUUGGUGCAUUGUUUUAGUGUUGCCAAUAUGUGCCAAUAUCAAUACUGUUUUUAGUUUUAUCACCAUUCAUUCCUAAAUUGGAUUAGGUAUCUAAAUAUAUGUUCACGGCCCAUGAGAGUAGCUCAAAAUUUAUUUGAAAUUGUCUCAAAAUUACGAAAAGUGGGUUUAACCUAGAGAAUGAGUAAAAUUUUCAUUGUUUUCCAAGAAAAGCUUCUUGAAUCUGCGGAAAAUCCAAAUAUAUUUUACCCAGUCUAUUAAUCUACUCCUAGACUGACUAAAAAAUUUGUUGAUUUUCCUUAUUCAAGUGGUUUUUCCCGGUAAAGUGAGGGAAGUUACUCACUUACUAAACGGCCACUGAGAAUAACUAAGAGACAAAAUUUCGUUUAUUCAAUUGUAUGAUAAAUAAAAAAAACUAUGUGCUCAGCGCAGAAUUUUUUCCAUAACUCUGAGUAGAACUGACUCUCUCUCUUUCUAGAGUUAUUCUCAGUGGCCGUGUGGAAAUACCCACUUUUUGCAAAUUUGUGUUCGUGUAGCAAAUACAGCAAAUGAAUCUAACUCAUAUUUGAGUCCCGUUUACUCAAAUUCGCAAAAGCGUAUAUACGAGGUCACUCAUAGAAUGAGUAAUUUUUUACUCACAUAUGAGUAAAUCAGGGCUAUUCUGCGCGGCGUGUGAGAUGAAGUGACAAUUGAUUUGCACGGAGAGUCACCUCACCCGAGGUGACAAUUGUCACUUCACAAGUGAGAGCGUGUCACCUCACCUCACACGCCGCGCAGAAUAGGCCUGAAUGUCACAUACAUAUAUGAGUGACAUUUUGAGGAGAUUUAUUUGCCGUACAGAUUAAAUCAAAAGGCUGCUAAAGAAGUUACACAGUCGAUGAAAACGAACCAAAACUUAUUGAAAAAUUCAAACUUUUUUUUUUUGGAAUAAAGUGGUGCUUCAUUACGAGCUUUUAAUUUUAUUCAAAAAGGAGUGAAAAAUAAAACAAAAAUGAUUAAAAUUUAACAUCUAAUGAGGAACAGCAUAUUCUCAAAAAUGGUUAGUAUUUCAUAAUGUUUGGGUGUUUUAAACGGCCAUAUAUUUGAAACGCUUUCAGCCAAUACCUUUUUCCUUAUCAGUACGCAACCAAGCACUUCAUAACGCUGUGUUACGAUACGUUAUGUUUAGUUUGUUCCUCAAAUAAAAUUGGGUUCUACUUUGUCGAUGAGUCGGUAAAGUAGGAAUAUUGGAAGGAUUUCUUAUAGGAUUUUCUCAUAUUUCAUGUUUAGGUAUGCAUGUUGGCUAAAAUUCUUAACAAUAAAUUAUAAAUAUAUAGAAUGAACUGUAAACAGUCGAUAGGCGUUUCUGAUUUCAAUCAUUAAUUGCUGGUCUUCAGUACUUAACAAGUUAUAUUGUUACAAAAUGAUCAAACUGCCCAUGUCAUGUUAAUGUUAAACAACAAAAAAGGAAAACAGGAGAUUUUUUGUAAACGCUCAAUCUAUACCUUAAAAGAAUAACUAUUUUAAAGGCUGGAGCAUUAAAAUUAAAUCAAUAGCAUGAAAAUGAGGACGGGGUCCGCUCUGAAUGAUAAUUAAAAUUCACUACUGCAGUCAACUCUUCACAACUCGAUAUCGAGCUUUAGAACCAUAGUAAACAUUAAUUUCAUGGCUACUGUGAUAGCGAUUUUCUAUGGGAUUGUUAAUAAAUAAAC